Cimex lectularius (bed bug) is the source of this 1139-nucleotide messenger RNA. RefSeq lists its product as uncharacterized. The coding region runs from base 343 to 969 and encodes 208 amino acids. The transcript is spliced from 3 exons. The record is from RefSeq and is a predicted model, not a curated record. Lineage: Eukaryota; Metazoa; Arthropoda; Insecta; Hemiptera; Cimicidae.
AUACACCAAUCGCAUUCCUUUUUCUCUCUUUCAGCAACACUUCGGGAUUAGUGGAUCUUCCUAUGGCAGGAUUUAGUCAUCGCACUGUAUAGAGGAUACGUGAAAGAUAAGUAAGGACAUGUCAGAGUAGUUAGAAAAUGACAGUUGUGGCGCAGAUGGUCAAAGUCCACUCGUGGGAGGCUAUGCACUUUGCAGGGAUUGUCUUCGUCAGUGUAAUCUCAAGAGGUGAGGCAAUUGGAUUCCGAGAGGGGUCUGCUUCAUCAGGGGGUCUAUAGCCUCGGUCACAGUGCUCUCCGUGCUCGAAUACAUGUUUUGUGCUCGGAAGAUUAUGAUUUGAGCACGAUGGAGAUACGCCAGGAGAUGAACGGCCUUAACGACGAGGUGGCCGGGACCGAGCUGGAGGUCCAAAUGAUGGCUGAGAAUUUGAAAAACAGCAUUCCCGUACCCAAGCCCGUGUCGGACCAUUUGCAGUCAAGGAAGGGCGAAAUAUACAAGUGGUUCUCGUCAAGGCCGAACGGGAACUCGAGGAGGUGCCUGUCGAAGCAGAAGAACGUCGAAAUGAUACGCAACCAGUCGUUUGAAAGCGUGAUGCGAUGCGGUUCGCUCAUCGGAAAGAUAACGACCGCCCUGCUCGACAAGGCAGCCUUGCUCAAAGGCCUUGUAAACAGGCAAGUCGUGGCGUCGUUCAACCUCACUAUGCCCUGCAUUGCGCUUUCGAAGAAGGACGAUUGCCUCGGGCAGGCUCGCGAACAGGUGAAGCAGCGCCGCGAAUCGGUCGAAGCCGCCUUAAAACGGUUCGGCAUUUUCAAACGGCUCAAGGAGCGCGAGGCAGAGAUCAACUGCGAAAUGUGCCGGUCCAUCACAGACCUUUAUCGGCAAGCUCAGGAAGAUGAAGAAUCUUCCUUGAAAGAGUGCAUCAAAGAAGAUGAAAAAUACGAAAAUACAACGCCACAGCCUGACCAAGAAUGAAAUAACAUUUAAAUAAAAAUAAAAAAUUAUGUAACAGAAUAUAUAUUUUCCAAUAUAUUGAAAAUUGUUUGGAUUCUUUUCUUCCUCUAGUCUUCUUGUACAUUCGUUCAUUCGUACAUUCUCGACCUUCAUCCAUCAAUCAAUCAAAAAUUAAUUAAUAAACAAGACGC